UGUGUCACAUGUAAAAUGCUUCUGACAGGGAAAGGACAUUAAUUGUGAUGCUUACACAGAUGAUACAUAGCGUUUUUAGACGGAUAUUCUGAUAGUGUCGAUAAUGGCUCGGGUUGUGAAAGUAUUUGUAACUCUGCGGAAUCAUUGGAAGAAGUCCACAGUCGCUGCGUGUGCCCUAUCAUACGGUGGACACUGGCUGUAUGGUAAACACUGCGAUAAUCUGCUGCGAAGAGAUGCUUGUCUGGCGGCCAGGGAAUUUGGACGUCAGCAGAUAUCACCCCAGGAACAGCUGAAGAAAGCCACAGUCAUUCUAAACCCAGCAGCUUGUAGGGGGAAAGCCAACAACUUAUUUGAGAAGAAUGCUGCGCCUAUAUUACACCUGGCUGGUAUGGAGGUAACGCUAGUAAAGACAGACUAUGAGGGCCAAGCAAAGAAAUUGAUGGAGCUGAUGGAGCAAACAGACAUGCUGAUUGUGGCUGGAGGGGAUGGCACUCUGCAGGAGGUUAUCACUGGCUUGCUGCGGAGGGCUGAUCACGAGUCGUUCAGUAAAACCCCCAUAGGAUUUAUCCCACUGGGCUCCCACAAUUCCCUGAGUGAGAGUCUGCACAUCCUCAGUGACAAUCAGGUGAAACACAUCACAUCAGCGACAUUGUCUAUCCUGCAAGGAGAAACGGUACCUCUGGAUGUGCUGCAAAUCAAGGGAGAGAAAGAACAGCCAGUGUUUGCCCUGAUUGGUCUACGGUGGGGGGCCUUCAGAGAUGUGGCUUCCACCAUCAAAAAAUAUUGGUACCUUGGCCCGUUGAAGAUAAAAGCAGCUCAUUGGUUCAGUACAUUGCGGGAAUGGCCCCAGGUUCACGAGGCCUCUGUGUCCUACAUAGCCCCGACCCUUCGCCCUCCUGACCUGCCGGAACAAAAGCCCCAGCGCCCCAACCUAAUGUACCGCAUUGCCCGCAGAUUGAAAAAUUACUGGUACCCACCUAUUCCAGAGUCUCCCAAAGUGGAGGAGCCAGAGAGGUGGGAUGAGAGAACGCUGUCUACUUUGGAGCUGUCAAUCCAAACUCAGAACAAAAACCCUGUCCAGACGCGUAUUGAUGACUCCCUGCUGGUGUGUGUGGAGCCGGACUCCUUCACUGUGGGAGAUUUUAUCACUGUUGGAGAGAAGAAAGCGGCAGACUCCACUGCAUUCACAAGACAAUCACUGAAGCUGGAGGCUAGUGCAUGUCGACUCAAUCUGCCCGAGGAAGGUGCUGGCUUCUACAACAUCGACAACGAGGAGUACGAGGCUAUGUCGGUGGAGGUGAGGCUGUUGCCACGGAAACUGCGCUUCUUCUGCAGCGCUGAACGCAGAGAGCAGCUCCUCACACAAGUCCUGUAAGGGAAGCGCUGCAGUGACAAUAUGCAGGACAAAGAGAAAUGAGGAGG
This is a messenger RNA of Oncorhynchus gorbuscha (pink salmon), 1422 nucleotides long. It is a transcript of the gene agk, whose product is annotated as acylglycerol kinase. NCBI's taxonomy places the organism in Eukaryota, Metazoa, Chordata, Actinopteri, Salmoniformes, Salmonidae. The coding region runs from base 104 to 1375 and encodes 423 amino acids. Gene Ontology annotation, molecular function: ATP-dependent diacylglycerol kinase activity; acylglycerol kinase activity; ceramide kinase activity. Gene Ontology annotation, cellular component: mitochondrion; TIM22 mitochondrial import inner membrane insertion complex. The record is from RefSeq and is a predicted model, not a curated record. Gene Ontology annotation, biological process: ceramide biosynthetic process; protein insertion into mitochondrial inner membrane. The transcript is spliced from 14 exons.